Molecule: messenger RNA, 918 nt
Organism: Plectropomus leopardus (leopard coralgrouper)
Lineage: Eukaryota; Metazoa; Chordata; Actinopteri; Perciformes; Serranidae
Source: RefSeq, a predicted model, not a curated record
AUGUGGACCUCUCAUGAUACUGUUGGAUUUGUUUUCUUAGCCGGAUUUUGCGUGCAAUUUGGAUUCUCCUUUGAAGGUCGCUUCACGGAUCUGCCCUCCAACAUGACGGUUAAAGAGGGACAAAACAUAGAAAUGGCGUGCGCUUUCCAGAGCGGAACCGCGUCGGUGUAUUUGGAGAUCCAGUGGUGGUUCGUGAAAGCGCCGGAACCCACUGACAGCGAGGAGGAGGUCGACGCUGAAGAGAUGGAGAUGAUACCGGAGCCCGAUCCUGAUGAUGAGGGGACAAAAAUAAGUACAGUGAAAGUCCAGGGCAACGACAUCUCACACAAGCUGCAGAUCUCCAGAGUCAGCAAGAGCGACGAAGGACUGUACGAAUGCCGGGUGACACGAGCUAACUACGGAGAGAUUGUGGAGUACAAAGCCCAAGCCUGGCUGAAGGUCAACGCCACGGCCAGGCCACGACGACCACUGCUGCCUCCCAAGAAAAGCUCCCCGCUGCACCUGACAGACAAGAAACCGAGAAAGUCCAGCUCGCCUCUGGGUCAGGACAGCAUGAGUUCAGAUCAGAGGGUGGCCUCCACCUCCACCUCUCACACAUCCUCCAAUACAGCUAAACACAACCCCGGCUCAGGUACAAGAAUAUCAUUCAGCUAUGGACUGGCUGUCCUCCUUCUGGCAUGUGGUUUGGUGAGGGAUGCCUUGUUAUAAUUUGAAGAACUGACAUGGUCUGUGCCCUGAUCUCGCUCUCUCUCUGUUUGCUCUCAAAGCGAACGAGAAAAUUGCCUGUUUUAUCCCCCUCCUGCCCCCGCCACCGCCACCCCACCAUGCGGACAGCACAGUUGGCCCUCAUUUCCCUGCCACCACUGCUCUUGCACCCAGCACAUUGUUAUUAGCCACUGUAAACACCUGUCACCUUUA